Molecule: messenger RNA, 1176 nt
Organism: Fusarium graminearum PH-1
Lineage: Eukaryota; Fungi; Ascomycota; Sordariomycetes; Hypocreales; Nectriaceae
Exons: 3
Coding region: 1-1176 (391 amino acids)
Molecular function (GO): catalytic activity; molybdenum ion binding; pyridoxal phosphate binding
Source: RefSeq, a predicted model, not a curated record
AUGUACAGCUCUUGUUUCAAGAUCAUGAUUGGAUACACCUUGCAUUGCGAAGCGAUGAAGGUCACUCAACUUUGGUAUUAUCCCAUCAAGGGCAUCCAAGGCAUACAAGUCCAGUCGGCGAGAUUAGGACCACAAGGCCUUCAACAUGACCGUCGUUUCAUGCUCUGCAAGAUCGAAAAGUCGGGCGAACUUAGGAAACUACAGCUGUCCGAACAUCCGGAAUGCAGUCUAUUUCAGCCAGAAGUCAUUGGCGAUAAGAUGCGAGUCAAGUACUUGACCCCGAAAGAGCCUUUGGUACCGUGGAAACCAGAACAAGACACUGUUCUUGAAAUACCGAUUGAGCCAAAACUCAAAGAUCUUGCUAAAGCCGACAUCAACCUCCACCAAAGCCUUGUCGUUGCGUACCGUAUGGGUUCCGAAUAUGACGCCUGGUUCACUGCUUGCUUUGGCUUUGACACGGCACUCGUUUACAUCGGUGAUGGCCGACGCCCUGUGCUAGGUACAUUCUCUCCCAAGUCGCAAAACGCCCCUCCAUCAUGGACCUCAUCACUUGUCAGCUACCUUUCCGGGAAGAAGCUAUCAUCCGCUGAAGAAGACUGGAUCACAUUUUCAGAUUGUGCACCGUAUCUCGUCGUCACGGAGGAGUCUCUCAAGAACGUCAGAGACCGGCUAUCAACAUCCGACGUGGACAUGACAGCCAUGCGACCCAAUAUUGUCUUGGAUGGCGAGACUGCUUGGGACGAGGACUUUUGGGCGCAGCUGGUUGUCAAUGGUGCUCACGUUAUCGCCCUCACUAAGAACUGUAACCGGUGUACUUCGCUCAACGUUGAUUACGAAACUGGCCGCACCGCUGAGGGCGAGCGUGGCACGGUACUCAAAAAGCUCAUGUCCGACCGAAGGGUUGACACUGGAAUGAAAUACUCUCCAGUUUUCGGCAGAUACGGUUUUCUUACCAGCAAGCCUGACAAUGCCACUGUGUCUAUUGGCGACAAGGUAGAAGCAACGGCGCGACAAACCGAGCGCGCCGUCUGCGAUUGGCCUUCGCGCGAUCCCAAGUUUGCCAGAUACUACCAAAAGUCCUCUGACGCAAACACAAACUUGUCUAUAGUCCUUUCGUUCUGGCUGAUGGCUGCGGCCGUGCUGGGAUUGCUACCCUGCUGGCUCUUCUUCUCUUGA